AUGGCGGUAGCGGCGGCGGCGGCGGCGGCGGCGGGGCCGGCGGGCGGCGGCGGCGGCGGCGGCGGCCGGGCGCAGCGGAGCGGGCUGCUGGAAGUUCUGGUGCGGGAUCGUUGGCAUAAAGUUCUGGUGAACUUGAGCGAGGACGCCCUGGUGCUGAGCUGCGAAGAGGGCGCUGCGGCGUACAACGGGAUCGGCACCGCCGCCACCAUUGGAUCGUUCUUCUGCAGAGGCGCCGGCGGAGCCGGGCACCCGACCCCCGCCGCGGGGAAUCUCCCAGCCCCGGAUUCGCCCUCCGGGACGGUGCGCACCGCCUUCACCGAUCUGCCCGAGCAGGUGCCCGAAUCCAUCUCCAACCAGAAGCGCGGCGUGAAGGUGCUCAAGCAGGAGCUGGGCGGGCUGGGGAUCAGCAUCAAGGGGGGCAAAGAGAACAAGAUGCCCAUCCUCAUCAGCAAGAUCUUCAAGGGGCUGGCGGCCGACCAGACCCAAGCCCUGUACGUGGGCGAUGCCAUCCUGUCCGUGAACGGAGCCGACCUGCGCGACGCCACCCACGACGAGGCGGUGCAGGCGCUGAAGCGCGCGGGCAAGGAGGUGCUGCUGGAAGUGAAGUACAUGAGAGAAGCCACACCCUAUGUGAAGAAAGGAUCCCCAGUAUCAGAGAUUGGGUGGGAAACACCUCCACCGGAAUCCCCUCGGCUAGGCGGUGGCUCAUCAGACCCUCUGUCAUCCCAACCAUUCUCCUUCCAUAGAGACCGGAAAAACAUCCCCCUGAAAAUGUGCUAUGUCACUCGGAGCAUGACCUUGGCUGACCCUGAGAACAGGCAGCUUGAAAUCCAUUCUCCAGAUGCUAAGCAUACGGUGAUCCUAAGAAGCAAGGACUCAGCCACUGCCCAGGCCUGGUUCAGUGCCAUCCAUUCCAACGUUAGUGACCUGCAGACUCGAGUGAUGGCAGAAGUCAGAGAGCAGCUGGGGAAAACGGGCAUUGCUGGCAGCCGAGAGAUCAGGCACUUCGGCUGGCUUGCAGAAAAGGUGCCAGGCGAAAGUGAGAAACAAUGGAAACCAGCCCUGGUUGUUCUGACUGAGAAAGACCUCUUAAUCUAUGACAGCAUGCCGAGGAGAAAAGAAACCUGGUUCAGUCCAGUUCACUCAUACCCUCUUCUUGCCACCAGGCUGGUCCACUCAGGUCCAGGGAAGGGAUCACCUCAGGCUGGUAUGGAUCUGUCAUUUGCAACACGAACUGGUACCAAGCAAGGAAUUGAAACGCAUCUCUUCAGGGCAGAGAUCAGCAGAGACCUCUCCCAUUGGACCAGGAGCAUAGUACAGGGGUGUCACAACUCAGCGGAGCUCAUCACUGAAGUUACCACCGCUUGCACCUACAGAAACCAGGAGUGCCGUUUGACCAUACACUAUGAGAAUGGAUUUUCUAUUUCUACUGAACCACAGGAGGGUGCCUUUCCUAAGACAAUCAUCCAAUCCCCUUACGAGAAGCUCAAAAUGUCUUCCGAUGACGGAAUCAGGAUGCUCUACUUAGACUUCGGAGGCAAAGAAGGAGAGAUUCAACUGGAUCUUCAUUCCUGCCCCAAGCCAAUUGUUUUCAUCAUUCAUUCCUUCCUGUCGGCUAAGAUUACAAGACUGGGCUUGGUGGCCUGAACGGAGAGGGGCGACUUGCCUUGGGAAAGGAGAAGCGUGAGGCCACAAGGGGGCGACAUCAGACACCACCCAUAGUGAGCAGGGCAGUGGAUGUAGCCCUCCACAGUCAGCUGUAGGGUUCAGGAGUGCGAGUUUUGUCUCAGGCUCCUCUGUCAGGUGCAGCAACACCAGGGGAACCCUAAGAAAUUACCAUGAGGGAUAUCAGAAAUAAAUCUUCUUAGCACAGAGCAAGGUUAAAGCAGUGAAAACCAGUGGAAUACACAUAGCCUGGCUUCUAAAUAAUGACAAGCAAGGACAUGGCCAUUAAGAAUAGCAUGCGCAGAUCUUAAUCAUACCAGUCUCUAAGCAACUGGUUCACCCAAGUAAGCCAAGGCCGAAUAGAUGAGAUAUGGAUAUUUUCAUCUACUCCCCCCAUCCCCACCACCUAGCCCCAGGAACGGUUAUCCCCCCGUUUUAUCGUGAUUUCUUCAUUCUAGUUGAGAUGACUUUCACUGGUAGGGGAAGAUAAAUACUUCCAAUGAAAACCUACUUCUUAUUGGAGUAUGAAGCAGCUGUUGCAUUUAUUUUCUUAACCAAGUAUCUGUUGGUGGUGUAGAAUGAUUCCAAAGUGCUGUCAUCCACUUACAUGGUGCAGAAAUUACACAAAGUGUCAGAUCCAGAUCCGAGCUGUAAGUUGGUAGAAUCAGAGCUGAGACAGAGUGCUUGCAUUGUGAAGCUUUGUGGAAGAAUAGUCUACAAAACCGAUAAUUCACUGUAGGAUAACGUACACACACCAAAAUAUGGUCUCUUAAACCCAAGACUAAAAUCUUUAUGGGCUAAACAAACAAACAAACAAAUCAUGCCUCUGGGGCAUGUAAAUUUCCAUGGUUGAAGUGAACUAGUUGUUUCCAUUUCGUGAUAGUGAAAGUUCGGAGCAGCUGAUGACCUGUUUUCCUACCAAUUCAUUUCCUACACACGCGUUUUCUUUCAUUCUUUUCUUUUUCUUGCCACUAAUAUUUUUAAUGAGCUUGGGAAUCUUACUCCAUUCAUCCUUCAUAAAAAUAAAUUCCCUUCAAUGGAUUUAACUCACUUCUUUACAGUUAAACAUCCAAUCAGUCAUUUCAAUGCUAAGUCUAGAAAACUGAAGUGUUACAUGCUGCUAUGUGUGGUAAGAGCCUCAUAUUUUUUAAUCCUGUUUUACCACAACACAUGUAUGUGGGCAUGCAUUUUCAAACAUGUAAUGGAGAAGCUGCUCAUUUAAUUCUAGAUGAUGCUGGGUUUUACAUAUGAACCCUGCACUGUAAUCAGAUCUACUGCUACCAUCUGCAGCUCUACUAGAAUUCCAGAAAAAUAAGACAACCAUCUGAUAUUUUUCUACAAGAAUACAUUGACACAGUAUAGAGCACACUACUGACUUAACACUUUGGCUUUUAUGUUUGAAGAUUAAUUCACCCAUGAUUUUGGAGUCAUUUUCCUCAAAGCUCAAUCAGAAUUAGAACUUGUGUUUAUUUCUUCCCUGAGGCUUACCUAGACCUGUGGUCUGCAUUAGAUCUGUGUGUUUCAUGAGUCCUGUGUUAGUAAAUACCUAUGCAAAGAGCUUUCACAAGUGAAACUCUUGACAGAAGUGUGAGUUUGCUCCAUUUAUAUCUAUUGAGUUGCACUUUUAUUUUCCCCAAAAUAUGCAUCAUAUGCUAGUAGCUUCAAGGUGCGUUGAUUGAGUGGUGUUUUAGCUUGGGAGUGGAAUAGGACUUUUGAUAAGAAAAACGUUGCUGAAUACGGAGUUCUGGAAAGGCUACACAGAGGCCACCAUUGCUAGCUUCCUUGAAAGCUCUAUGUGCAUCGUCAUUGUUCAAGAAGGGGUGAGGUGUGGCCAUUCCUCACAUUUACCUAUGGAACUCCUUUCUAAAAGAGCAUCUUGUGAAGCUGUGUUUUCUGCAACAGUGCUUUAGAAAACACAGCUUUAGACUGUUAACUUUCUAUCUGUUUCUGAUUUUCAAAUGCUGAAGAGUAAAGUCAUAGCUUAAAUAAUGUAGGAAAGUAUUGAUGUAAAUUAUAUUGCACUCUUUCACUAUAUAUUUUCAAAAAAUCACUGGAAUGUUGUUAUACAAGAGAAUUAUACUUGUGUAUUGUAAAUAACAUAUUAAGAUGCAUAUAUUAAUGCCAAUAGUUUAAUUCAACAAUAUGUAAUCCAAGGUGCUCGGUACUACAUGAAGUAUGAGUUAAAUACUCAUAAUUAAGUUGCAAAGAGCCUAUUAUAUAUUUAUAGACAGAUUAAAAUGACCAUAAUUACAAAUAUUAUUUCUUCACCACUUAUGUUUUGGACUGAUUCAUAUGUGUGCAAGGGUCAACAGAAAUUAUAUCCUCUACAUUUAUAAAAUUUUAAUUUAAAAUAUUUAUAUUUUAGGGAAAAUAUAUUUGAAUAAAACUGAUGCAUUUUCUGAAGUAAACUAAAAUGUGUUAUUAGCAAGAAAUAGAAACUUUUACUAAGAAAAUUGUGUUUAUGAAUCAUUUUUUUUCUUCCCAAUUAAAGUGUACCAUAUCAGAAUGGCUAUGAUGAAUUAA
Dipodomys spectabilis (banner-tailed kangaroo rat) is the source of this 4188-nucleotide messenger RNA. It is a transcript of the gene Sntb1, whose product is annotated as syntrophin beta 1. Gene Ontology annotation, cellular component: intracellular anatomical structure; synapse; dystrophin-associated glycoprotein complex. The record is from RefSeq and is a predicted model, not a curated record. The transcript is spliced from 7 exons. Bases 1 to 1647 code for a protein of 548 amino acids. NCBI's taxonomy places the organism in Eukaryota, Metazoa, Chordata, Mammalia, Rodentia, Heteromyidae. Gene Ontology annotation, molecular function: structural molecule activity; protein binding.